AUGUUUCUCAAUAUUGGUAUGCUUGAGGUAGACACCCCUAGAUCAGAAACGGGAGAAUUUAGCAAAGAACUCGAUGUUCGCGUGUCGGGAACCGCGACUUACUUCGGCAAGGAAUGUAUCAGGUGCAAGUUGGGACCGUCUUCGGGCCAAAUUCAAACCACCCUGGCAGAAGCCUCGAACAACUUUAGCAUCAUGUCAUGGCCCUCCGUAAGGCCAACGCGACCUUAUGGGCUCAUCGACUUACUCAGGGAGCCUAUCCCCAAUAUAUCUGCUGAGACAAAGAGCGACGAUGCGCGCCGGACGGGUUUGAGAGACACAGCAUGGCUUUCACUCCAUCCGAACCACCACGACCACGUCACGCGUUGGAGGAACUUCAACUACCCCGUAAUCCGCGUGGCGCUGAAGGAACUCCUCGACGGGGUCUUGGACCUGAGUGCGAGCUUCUGGCAUGACUACUGGCCGGCGAGUCUCCUCGAAGUGGGAGACGGACGCUCGCGCAAUGUCAGGCAGCCCCGUAGAUUUGAAGCGCUGGGGAACCAGCUCAAUUUUGCCUUGUACCAUGCCUUGAUGCAGCGGACUCACGAUCCGGCCGAUCCGAUCUGGGGUGCCCUUUCCUAUACACCUGGGCAUAGCGAAGAAGCAAAGAAUGACGACUUGUCUCCCAUCUGUUCCUUGAGCUAUGACUGGGUGCUAUUGGACUACGAACACUCCGACGAGAAACACGACGGCCAGUGCCAACCCGUCGUCAUAGGCAUAGACAGGUCAGUCGAUGAAUUCCCGCUCCAUCUACUAGGUAAAUUCGAUGAGGGAGGACGACUCGAUGAGAGGAUCGAAUGGACGCUUCGCCAGGUCGGGACGGUGUGCUGGUAUAAGAAGACGCCGUACGCCUUCGUGAUGACGCCAGCAGGGGCGACUAUGCUGGCCUUUGGCGUUGGUGCUCAGUUGAACAGUUCUCCCUUACUGAGUGUAAAAUACGCGGUAUUUCCCAGAGACCACAAUCAGCAAGACGUCCGCAAGAUGCCCUUGCUGAUGGCCCUAUGGUCGUUAUGUAUGAUAGGAUGGAGUGACAAUGCACGGGGAUCCUGGAACGGCUCUGCCGGUGAGCUCAACACGUGGGUCCAGGUGACAGAGGGAAGGGGGAAACUGUAUGAGCACAGCCGGCUCCGUCAGCGAAACAGGGGUCACCCGCCCGGAGCGGUGGUGAUCCCCAUGUCCGCUAGGACACCGGCACCUGUCUUAUAUCCUUUGGGGGUUGCUUUUAAACAGUGGCAGCCUGGAGACGUGGAAAACCCAUUCACGAGCCUGCCAACAUCUGCCGGACUGUCAGACUCUACGGUUUCGCCGUUGUCAGGGGUCACGGUUGCGGCCUCGCCUGCGUCGGAUGCGUUCCCAGGGCUGACGAGAUGGCGUUUAAGGGAAGCCGAACCAGUGCACUUAGAUCUUCCAUGUUUGCAGCGUCAUUAUAUCUCGCCAUACCAGCCUCCUGUAGCUCCCGAGGUGCCUGUUGAGGAGGAGGACCUACGUCGUCAUGCUCCAGUGCCAUUGUCAGUCGCGGCAAUCACGGCAUGUGUAGAUACACCCGAGGUCCCGACCCGAUUCCACCAGGAGCCUGGCGAUGCCACCAGACUUGCCGCAGACACGGCCCAUAUAGCAACGGCCGUAGAAUCUAAUUCAGAUGAGCAGAGAAAUCAGGCCAGCGGUGACCAGGUAGCAGGAUGUGCAGCUUGCCAUGGACCAUCAGCUAGUGCGGUUAGCGCCCUUGGGCACAAUUAUACUACCACGAGUUACGCCCUCGGAAGAGACGGCCAGAUUAUCGCGAUUGAGUAUUCGGCGAAUGCUCCCGGGGGUUGGGGUAUGAGUCUUCCUGUAGAAUAUGGUCCCGAGAUCGUACAAUAA
Messenger RNA from Neoarthrinium moseri, 1896 nucleotides. RefSeq lists its product as uncharacterized. The transcript has 4 exons. NCBI's taxonomy places the organism in Eukaryota, Fungi, Ascomycota, Sordariomycetes, Amphisphaeriales, Apiosporaceae. Bases 1 to 1896 code for a protein of 631 amino acids. The record is from RefSeq and is a predicted model, not a curated record.